Molecule: messenger RNA, 1256 nt
Organism: Cuscuta epithymum
Lineage: Eukaryota; Viridiplantae; Streptophyta; Magnoliopsida; Solanales; Convolvulaceae
Source: the annotation of a GenBank genome assembly
AAAUUCCUGCCAUCCGAUCUUUUCAACCAUCUGCUCACUCCUUCACCUUUCUCAUUUCUUCCCUCUCCCAUUCCCUAAUCUACUGUUACACACAUCUCGUUCUCUUCUGGCUUCGUUUUUUCUUCAUCCUUCCUCCAAUUUCUUCCUUCUUUUCAUUUCUUUCAUUUUGUUUGAAGUUACAGCAAAAACAUUCUGUAUGUGGAGGACGACACAAAUUAAAUUUAUUUGCUCUGCCACUUUCGUCAAGACCCAAUCUGAUAACACUGAAGCGAUUUCUCAAAUCAGGAGCAAAAGAGGUAGACAUGGGCAGCAUAGGCGACAUGGAUGCUCAUCCUCCGGCCGAGAAAGAGAUACCUUUCUUGAAAGAGACAGAACUAGAGAGAAACUUGUGGCUAAGAUCUCAACUGGUCGGGAACGACGUAAUCAUCAGGGGAAGGGGAACUCAUGUAAAGCUGAAUACAAUUGGACUCCAGUACGGUACAUGGAUGCUCAUGUAAGGCGUAACCAUCAGUUUUUGACGGUUCAUUCCUUCUAAGUGGGAGAAGAAAAGGGUGUAUGAGAGAAAAGAUAAAAAAAAUCAUGGCUGUGGUACUUCUUUGGACUCCAGACCUGCGGUCAGUCACUCAUACGCUUCUAACAGAUGAGGGAGGACGGGUGCAGAAGGGUAGAAUAGGAAACAAAUUACUUUAUGACUUUGUCUUAAUCUGUGUGCCAUUGGGCUAUGUUGCAUCUAAUUUGGAACGGAGGAUAGUAUAUUUUUUCUAAAGUUUAAGAUAUUUUUGAAAAUGUCGCUGAUGUUUUUACUUUAAAAAACCUUUUCAUCGAUUGAUUUUAUUAAAUAAAUGACCAUCAUUUGUUUUUAUUGUUUAUCUUAAACACCUUUUUUCGGCUAAACCCGCCUCAUUUCCAUUUGUAGUUUGUGUCCUAAAUUGCAAAGAAAAAUGCGUGAACUUUUUCUUUUAAAACAAAAUUGGGUGAACUUAUUUAGGGUGAAUUUAUUUUGAAAGAUUGUGAUCGUACUAUAUGGGGUAGAAGUGUAGAACUUUUGCAAUAGAUCACUUGGAAAUCAGUGGACCUGAGGGUCCUCGGCUCUGCUUCCGACCCUGAAAUUUAGUAGUAUUACUUAUGGUAUAAUCAGUGCCCCCGCUUCCUAAUAAAAACUAUGACUAUUAGAUAUGUAAUGAUUCUGUCAAAGAGCAUAUGAAAAUUGUUAUAAGACAUUUAAGUGACUACAGAGUUAUGAUGAAGCGAUUUCA